Molecule: messenger RNA, 2349 nt
Organism: Oryza sativa Japonica Group (Japanese rice)
Lineage: Eukaryota; Viridiplantae; Streptophyta; Magnoliopsida; Poales; Poaceae
Source: RefSeq, a predicted model, not a curated record
AUUGGGCACCAUAGUAUGCUUGAAUAAUGAUCCUCUAGAAAGCAGAUCCUAAAUCUUAUUACAUUAUCAUCCAGGUACUAUAAUCUUUAGCCUUUUAUUUUCUGAAUUGAGCUUUUCUUGUUAGUACCACAAUGGGUUGGAAUAUAGUAAAAUUCUUGUCUUGACUCUUAGGCCCUGUUUGGAUCCUCCAGGCUAUUAAAUAGCCCUCCGGAAUCUUGCUAUUUAGGAGUAUUAUUAAACGUAGAUUACUGAAAAAACCCAUUCCAUAACCCCUAGACUAUUUUGCGAGACAAAUCUAACGAGGUAUAUUAAUCCAUGAUUUGCUACAGUGAUGCUACAGUAAUCAUCCGCUAACCAAAACUAUGAAGAAAAGGAAAUGUCUAUUACACCUUGAUGGAUUUAACAAAAACUCGGCCUCUGGUUUAGGGUUGCUAGCAGAUUUUGGGUAAACAGUAGGUAACUGGGAUUUUUCUCGUAACAGAGCAACAGAAACAGCAUUUCAUGAUUAUUAGUUGUUAAGGAACCAUAAUCAUGGUCAGUAUCUCAAAACCAACACUACAUAAGAAAAGACAAAAUUAUACACACAUAUACAAGUUCUGAAGUUCAUUGUCCCCACUGACACAGGUCACAGCAACCAACAGGGAAAAAACAUUUUUUUUAUAGAUAGCCAACAUCUUGUGAAAGGAACCUUGUAUAUAAUAAGCACCCAUGUGAUUCUACAGUAAACAAAGAGUUGUGCCAGUUAUAUCAAGCAUUUGUGAACACGGUAGGCACCAUUCUCUUGUUCCUCUCUGUGAAGAGAUCUUGAAAUUUACAUGUGAAUUUGUGAUCUCGUGUACUCUUUAUGAAAUAUACUUGCAAGUUGCAAGUUACUCUGACUUGUGGCACUUGAUCUCCCUAUCAAAUUUCUUUCUCUCUUGCUGAACUCGGGCUUGCAGUUUGACCUGCCUACUCUCAGCUCUCAGAAAUGACCAAUAAGUGGAGCGUAUUGAGGGAAGAAUUUACAUUUUCAGAAGGCAACGUACCUUUCAAAACCUGCCAUGCUUCCACAAUUGUUGAGGUUCAGAAGAAUAUGUUUCUGGUGGCCUACUUUGGGGGAACACAGGAAGGUGCUGACGAUGUUAAAAUUUGGCUACAGAGAUAUUACAAUGGCUCGUGGCACUCUCCUGAAGUAGUUGAUGAAGUGCCCAAUGUUCCUCUGUGGAACCCUGUUCUCUUCCAGCUUCCUUCUGGUGAGAUCCUCCUUUUCUACAAGGUUGGCAAGACUGUCGAAAGUUGGAGUGGAUGCAUGAAAUGCUCAUCGGAUGGUGGUGUUAUCUGGUCAAAGAGAGAGCAACUCCCACCUGGUAUCCUUGGCCCUAUCAAGAACAAGCCUUUCUUGCUCAAGGAUGGCCACCUGCUCUGUGGAACAUCAGUUGAAAGCUGGAAUUCAUGGGGUGCUUGGCUUGAGGUCACCAAGGACCAUGGUAAAACAUGGAAGAAGUAUGGCCCGAUUUACGUAAGAGGAAAAACCAUGGGAGUGAUUCAGCCAGUCCUCUACCAGACCAGCAGUGGCACAAUCCGCAUGCUGCUGCGCCCGUCCGAUGAAGUAGGUCGCAUCUGCGUUGCGGAGUCCAAGGAUUCUGGUGUCAACUGGAGCUAUGCGCAACCAACCGAGCUCCCAAACCCCAAUUCUGGUAUCGAUGGCGUUAAGCUCAAGGAUGGGAGGGUGGUGCUGGUAUACAACAGCACCUCAAGAGGGGUGCUCAAGGUUGCUGUUUCUCAGGAUGACGGCGACAAAUGGGAGGAUGUGCUGACACUGGAGGAGACCCAUGGUGUGGAGUUCUCAUACCCUGCUGUAAUUCAGACUUCUGAUGGGCUGGUUCAUGUGACAUACACAUACAAAAGGACUCAAAUCAAGCAUGUCGUUCUACAACCAAGCGAGGUUUGAUGCAGUCAGUAAUCAGACAUGUGGAUUUGUCUCAGGAGUGAAGUUUGAACUGUAGGAUUGGAAUGUGGAAUGUGGCAACCAAGUGCAUGUCCAGUUCGUUUUUUAUGGGCCUGUUCACUUUGAUGCUAUUUUCAACCUUACCAAAUUUUGGUAAAGUUACCAAAAAAGUGGCUACAUUUAGUAUGCUACCAAAAUUUUGGCAACUUUACUAAAAUUUUGGCAUUGCCAAAAUUUGGUAAGGUUUUUUUUGGCAUCAAAGUGAACAGGCCCUAUAUUUUGCCUACAUGCUUGUUCAGUGUUUACUGGAAUUACCCAAUGACGAUUGUUAAUUCCUUCUUGACAAUCUGGCAAACAUCACUCUUGUGCUGUGUUCUAGUACGUAAAUAAGUGAAAGGUGAAACUGUUGCAUUUUUCAGCUA